Messenger RNA from Phragmites australis (common reed), 1369 nucleotides. RefSeq names its product GDSL esterase/lipase WDL1. The record is from RefSeq and is a predicted model, not a curated record. The coding region runs from base 298 to 1068 and encodes 256 amino acids. The transcript is spliced from 6 exons. Lineage: Eukaryota; Viridiplantae; Streptophyta; Magnoliopsida; Poales; Poaceae.
AACUCCUCUGCACUGCACCAGUGGUUGCUUGUUUGUUUCUUAGGAGGCGAGGCUGCAUCUGCACACAUCACUAGUGGAGUAGUGGUAGCCAGUACGCACCUCCAGGCUCCAGCUACUUCUUCAUCAACAACCUAUCAGCAACUUGUGCGUACUCCAGUAGAUCCAAGAGAGUAGCUAGCUACAGAGAUCAGGGAGGGGAUCGGGGUGGGUCAGUGUAGGCGCUCCGCAGAGGAGGAGGAGGAGGAGGAGGAAGAAGACGACGACCGGGGAGGAUCAAGCUCCGGUCGUGGUUGGAGGAUGCUUGGAGGUCGGCCGGUGUUCGUUCUGUUCGGCUCCUCCAUCGUGCAGUACAGCUUCAGCAACGGCGGAUGGGGCGCCGCCCUCGCCGACAUCUACGCCCGCAAGGCUGAUAUCGUGCUUAGAGGGUAUAUCGGCUGGAACACAAGGCGGGCCCUUCAAGUCAUGGACAAAGUGUUCCCUAAGGAUUCACCAGUGCAGCCAUCUUUGGUAAUAGUUUACUUUGGUGGAAAUGACUCCAUUGCCGCUCACUCGUCUGGUCUUGGACCUCAUGUGCCGAUAGACGAGUACAUAGACAACAUGAGAAAGAUUGCGGAACACCUGAAGAGCCUGUCUGAGAAGAUUCGUGUCAUUUUCCUCAGCUGCCCGCCUCUGAACGAGGAGAUGCUUCGUAAAUCGACCAGCAGUAGUAUACUGAGCGAGAUCGUGCGGACGAACGAAACCUGCCGUUUGUACUCUGACGCCUGUGUAUCUCUGUGCAAAGAGAUGGACCUGAAGGUGGUGGAUCUCUGGAAUGCCAUGCAGAAGAGGGAAGACUGGAUGACAGCAUGCUUUACCGACGGCCUGCAUUUAUCUGAAGAGGGGAGCAAGAUAGUGGUGGAAGAGAUUCUCAAGGUGCUGAAGGAGGCAGACUGGGAUCCAUGCUUACACUGGACGGCGAUGCCGACGGAGUUUGCGGAGGACUCACCCUACGAUCUCGUCUCCUCCAGCGGCCAAUCCACUGUCAACCCCUCCGAGUGGACCAUCCACAGGAAGAUACCAUGGAACUGACUCAUCCAUCGAUCGAUCGAUCGACCUCGUCUCCUCCUCCAUGGCUGGCUGGCUGGCUAUUCCUGCAGAUGAAUAUGUCACCAAUUAUGAAUGGAUGAAAAAUCAAUCCUGGUCACCAAGAAUAAUGAGGAAAAAUUCUGCUAAUAUUUCCAUUGGUUUCAGUCUAGCUUUAUUUGUCAUCAUGAUACAUACAUACAUUUGUGAUUUGUGAUUUGUGGCAGGCACGCUUUGUUCUUGGCUUUUCUUUCUGUAAUGACUAAUGAUACACACUGGUGGCCACGCCGACGGCAUACCAGCUCCA